AUGCUGGCAGGCAGGUAUCAGGGGGCUGCAAAGAAGAUUGGAUUGUCGGUUAAUUCAUGGGUGUCACUCAGGGUCAAGGAUUAUGAAGGUAUGAGACAAAAUGUUUUGUCUGGUGUAAAUAUUGGUGGUAUUGAGGUGGGUGGUUCCGGUAGUUCUGUUAAGGCCGAAACCAAGCAGAAAGCUUCAGGAGGGAAAGCGUCGGAUAGGAAGACUUUGUUUUACUUGAAGGACGCCCCAGGUGCGACCAUUUGCUGUGUGUCAGUUUCCUCAUCCGCUGGCGGACAAAAAGCUUGUGGAGAGAAGAAGGACUCAGCAACAAACUUGUGUGAUAUUGCCUCACACAGACCAGUAGUCCCGAUUGAUAAAUUGCAGUUUCCAGCUUUGUACUGCCGCUGCAAAAAGCUGGGAAGAGGAGGGGAGACGUUCUAUUGGGACUCUAUGCCCCAUAUGAAAUUCAGUGAGCUUCCUCCCACUAACACGGCUCCUUGGCUUACUGACAGAGAUACCAAGGCCAGGUGGACAACUUGUAUUCACGAGUUGAGAACUUCAAGUGCGACCGGAAGCCAGCCUCCACAGGCCUCGAGAACACUUAAGUUUGAAUUGGAUGAGAACUGUUGGGAUAUGACAAAAUAUGAGUUUUUAUGUUCCAAGAAAAACUAUUCAAGUACAAAGUUUUUGACACGUGCAAUCGGACUUUGGUCGUGA
Messenger RNA from Cylindrotheca closterium, 705 nucleotides. NCBI's taxonomy places the organism in Eukaryota, Bacillariophyta, Bacillariophyceae, Bacillariales, Bacillariaceae. The record is from the annotation of a GenBank genome assembly.